Molecule: messenger RNA, 5549 nt
Organism: Zootoca vivipara (common lizard)
Lineage: Eukaryota; Metazoa; Chordata; Lepidosauria; Squamata; Lacertidae
Gene: EDRF1
Product: erythroid differentiation regulatory factor 1
Biological process (GO): positive regulation of DNA-templated transcription
Source: RefSeq, a predicted model, not a curated record
CCUAGGUGUGCGUGGUAGCUUCGAGCUCUUUCCGGUUUUCUUCCUAGGUCGCCGGAAUCUCCUCUCAGGGAAGCCAGUGAACUUCCGGUUGUCACCGCGGUCGCCGCUGCCGAAGGAGCGAAGCGAAUGGGGGACCCCCGGGGAGCAGGGGCCGAGUCGGGCCUAGCGGGGAAAAGCGACCCGGGGGCACCCGCGCCUGGCGGAGCGUCGCUGAAGGGGGAGCGAGAAGAGCCGAAUCAGGGUUCUGUGCUGUUUCUUGGGGGUAAUGAAGUGAAGAGCAGUGCUGUGGUAAAGUAUUCAUCUGCUCCACCACAAGCAGCAUUUGCACGCCUUCAAGAGAAGACUGAUCUGAAACUUCCGCCAGCUAAUUGGUUACGCGAAAGUGCCAAACUGGGACCAGCAGGGGCAACUAUUCUUGGUAACAGCAAGAAGGGCAAGCCAUUUUCAAGCUUUGGCAUGGCAUACGAUUUUAUUGACUCAAUUGGAAAUGAUGUGGAUGUUGUAUCUGAUUCUGAGAAUAUUAAAAAGCUUCUUAAGAUACCAUACAGCAAAUCUCAUGUCAGUAUGGCAGUACAUCGGAUUGGGAGAACUCUCUUACUAGAUGAUCUAGAUAUUCAAGAGCUCUUUAUGAGAUCAUCACAGACUGGAGAUUGGACAUGGUUAAAGGAAUUCUACCAGAGAUUAAUAGAUCAGAAGUGGCAACGAAAGAAGAAGAGCAAAGAACACUGGUACCAGAAAGCUAUACUUUCCAAAUUUUUAUACUACAGCAUCAGUGGUGAUGGAGCUGCUCAGCCUGUUCCUCCUCCUGAAGAGCAACAUCAGGAAGAAACAACUGAAGAUCAAACUGCCGAAGCAGGAAGGGUUUCUUGGCCAGCCCCUUUUGAAAUGCCUUCCUCACUUUCUGAAGAUGCAAGUGCUUCUAAUCAGGGAAGUGUGCUUCUUGAACCCUCAUAUGUAGUGGGGGAUGUGUCCUCAGUCCCCAAACAACAAAACCUAUCUACUUUGUUCAGUGACGGGGGAAACAGUCAGGGUCUUAAAAAUGACUUUGUUCGGAACAUCUUGUGGACAUUUGAAGAUAUUCACAUGUUGGUUGGAUCAAAUAUGCCUAUAUUUGGAGGAGGAAGAUACCCAGCUGUGAGCUUGCGUCUCAGGGAUAACAAUAAACCAAUUAAUGUGCUAACUGGCAUUGACUAUUGGCUGGACAAUUUGAUCUGCAACGUGCCAGAACUUGUGAUGUGUUUCCAUGUUAAUGGAAUUGUUCAGAAAUACGAAAUGAUUAAGACAGAGGAUAUACCCAACUUGGAAAACUCAAAUUUCUCUACCAAAGUAGUAAAAGAUAUUGCUCAAAAUAUUUUAUCGUUUCUGAAAGCUAACUGUACCAAAGAAGGGCAUACUUAUUGGCUGUUUAAAGCAAGUGGAAGUGAUAUCGUAAAGCUGUAUGACCUGACCACUCUCUGUGAAGAGACAGAAGAUAAAUACCAAAACCCCUUCACGAUGCCAGUUGCAAUUCUUCUUUACAAAGUUGCUUGCAAUAUGAUGUUGAAGAAAAACCAAAACAGGAAGCAUUAUGGGACUAUCAGAACAUUACUCCUUAACUGUGUGAAGUUGUUGGACAAGGGUAGACAUCCUCAGAUUAUUGCUUCAGCAAACUACAUGCUCUCGGAACUGUUCCAGCUUGAUGAGCCAAAAAAAGAAGAGGGUGGUGAGUUCCCCUUAAAUGGUAAUUCUGAUGAAAGCUACAGUGAGGAGGAAGAGGAAAUGCCUGAUAGUGAUGAAAAUGGUUCCUAUAGUACCAGUUCAGAUCCUCCUGAUGACAACAAAGCAGUUGCUGUAAUAAAAUCAGUUGGAGAACUGUCUGUACCUGAAAAAUACAAAUCUACUCAUCAAAUACGUCCUAGUUGUGCAUUUCCAGUUUGCCAUGACACUGAAGAAAGGUGCAGACUAGUGCUCAACUAUGUUCUUGAGGGUUUAAAAUCUGUAGACAGCAGCAUCAAGAAGGAAAGUGAUCUUCCUGCAGCAGAUCCCAGCACUCCCAUUCCAUUAAAGUAUGAAGAUGAAUCAGCAAGUGUUGGACCUGAGUGUCUUGAAAAGCAGAUGGCCUUGUUUUUAGACAAAAUGGGCUCAUUUCGGGAAGUUAAACAUUCUAGUCAGUCAGGAAUGAUCCCUGGAUCCUGGCAGUACAAAAUGAAACUUCAGCUGAUCUUGAAAUCCUCAAAGGCUUACUAUGUUCUCUCUGAUGCUGCUGUGAGUCUUCAGAAAUAUGGGAGAGCAUUACGGUACAUAAAACUAGCUUUACAGUGCCAUGAUACAUAUUGCUGCCUCUGCACGAACAUGCUUUCUGAAGUACUCCUGUUUCUUUGUCAGAGUUUAACUCUUUGUGGUGAUAUCCAACUAAUGCUGGCCCAGAAUGCAAACAACAGAGCUGCAUAUCUUGAAGAGUAUAACUAUCAAACAAAAGAAGAUCAGGAAAUACUACAUAGUCUUCACAGAGAAUCCAGUUGCCAAGUAUUUUCUUGGGCUACUGACUUGUCUACAGAUUUGGAAUGCCAGCUUUCAAUUAGCUGCAAAUGCUAUGAGGCAGCUAAUGAAAUUUUGCUUUUUAGUAAUUUAAAAGGGCAGAAUCCAGAACAAUAUACACAAGUGCUGAAGAGAAUGGGUAACAUCCGAAAUGAAAUUGGAGUAUUUUACAUGAACCAAGCUGCUGCUUUACAGAGUGAAAGAGGGGAGAACAAAGCUGUAUCUGCAGCAGAACAGCAACUUUGGAAGAAAAGCUUCUCUUGUUUCGAAAAAGGGAUUCAAAACUUUGAAUCCAUUGACGAUGCAACCAAUGCUGCUCUUCUCUUGUGUAAUAUGGGAAGAUUAAUGCGGAUUUGUGCUCAUGCUCACUGUGCUGCUGCAGUAGACUUCAAAAGAGAAUUUUCCCAUGAAGAGGCUCUUUAUUAUAAUAAGGCUGUUGACUACUAUCUGAAGGCCUUGAGGUCCCUGCGUGAAAGAGAAGUUCAUCCUGCUGUUUGGGAUUCUGUCAACUGGGAGCUGUCUACCACCUACUUUACUAUGGCAACUCUGCUGCAGGAUUAUGCUCCCUUAUCCAGAAAGGCUCAAGAACAGAUAGAAAAAGAAGUUAGCGAGUCAAUGAUGAAAUCCUUGAAAUAUUGUGAUGUUGACACAGUGUCUGCACGGCAGCCCCUUUGCCAGUACCGAGCAGCUACAGUUCACCAUAGGCUGGCUUCCAUGUAUCACAGCUGUUUGAGAAACCAGGUUGGUGAUGAACAUCAGCGGAAACAGCAUAGAGUACUAGUAGAUCUUCAUUACAGUAAAGCUGUGAAGUUUUUUCACCUCCUGAAGGAUGUGCCAUGUGAGCUUCUUCGUGUACAGCUGGAAAGAGUAGCAUUUGCAGAAUUUCAGAUGGCAAGUCAAAAUAGCAGUGCUGGAAAACUAAAGACUUUGUCUGGGGCUUUGGAUAUCAUGAUAAAGACCCAGUCUGUGUUUCAGCUCAUCAGAAAGGAACUUGUUGCUGAAUUUGAACAGAGACUUGAGGAUAACAAAAGCAAUGUGGAAAAUGUGCCUGCUGAAGACUCAUCCACUAGCCUCAAUAAGGAGGAAAUUGUAAAACUCCUUGGUAUAUUUGAGUCUCGGUUGUCUUUCCUCCUCCUUCAGUCCAUCAAACUGCUUACAUCAACUAAAAGGAAAGUUGGAGGUAACAGUGAAGAAGAAGAAAUUCUUAAGACCAAUAAGAAUGUUUAUUCACUUCUCUUGCGAUCAGCAGCAAAUAAAAACCUGACUCUGCUAGAAAGAACGGAAGUUGUUUUAAACUUAUUGGAAAAGCUGACUCGGGAUAAUGAAGGCAAUAAUCUGGGAAUUCAGUGACCCACCUUAAUGCUUGUACAUGUUGCAACCAUUGAAUCAGUGCCUUGCUCAAAAAGGGAUUUGUGGUUCUCUUCCAUAGAUUGCCUGCUUUAUUUAUAUUGUUCCAUAUUUAUAAGAUUGUACAGUUGGAAAAUAAAACUAUUGUUACUCUUUGAAUGCUGUUUUGAAUUAGCAAAUAUUUUUGUUUUUACACUUCUGGGUUUGUUUUUAAAUGCUCAAAUAGAAAUGUACAGUUAGUUUAUUUAAUCUGAACUGCAAUGGGCUUUGUAUUGUUGCAAAGCAGAAUGGUUUUGCUAACACCUACUCAGUUUCACCAGGGGUGGGGAACAUGGGCCCCUACAGCUGUUGUUGAACUCCCAACCAUCAGCAUUCGUGACCACUGGCUGCAUUGGCUGGGCCUGAUGGGAACUGGAGUCCUGUCACAUCUCAAAGGCCACAGAUUCCCCACCCUUGUGUUACAGCAAAAGUCCCCUUUGCUAUUUCUUUCCUCUAUGCAUUCUCUGCUAAGCAAAACGUCCGUGAAAAGCACGUGCCAGCAGUAUUAAUUAAAACCAUAACAUUACAAUUACAGAUUCCUGCAAAAAUGUGCCUUUUGCACUUCAAUGCAAUCACUUAAAAUAGACAUUACUCUGAGAAAUGCAAUGGGCUUGUUUGUACCUCACUGUCACUUUUUCAGAAAUGUGAAUAAACAGUUGUAUAUUGAAGAAAUGUUAUUAAAAUUUUAUCCCACUGGUCAGCAUUUAAUUUCUGUUGUCUCAUUUUCCUCCCAGAAAACCUCAAAGGUAUCGGUGCAUACAAAGGUUGCUGUGUUGGUUCUUUUGUAGAGGUUUGUAACACCAUCAGGGAACACAAGUUUCUUUUAAAAAGAAAUACUGUUCCUGCAUUGCACAGUAAUAUCAUUCUGCAAAUGGCUACCAUUUUGCCUAACCUAAUAUUCAGAGUAACUUGAAAGAUUGCUCAUUCUUACUUUUCCACAGAAUCACUUUCUGUUGCCUGGUUUGUCUUCUCUUGUGUAUGAGGUUAUAUUAUCCUGUAUUAUUUAUGCAUCAUAUGCAGUGUUCAAAAUUGUGACCCUAUGAUGUCUUUGCAUGUUCUAAUUGGGUCCAGAUACUCACUGCAUGAUAUGAAUGAGCUACCAACCAAUAGUUCUCUCAUCUUAUUCUGAGUCAUUUUGACUCAUUGGCUUGGAUCCUAACUUUUAUUUUGCUCUUGGGGUUUGGGGAACCCUUGAGCGGUGUGGAAAGCUGCAGGCAGCCAAGGGAACAUGGUUUCUUCUAUAAAGGCUACACUAUGAUGGUUAUUAGCAACCUGAUUCUGUAAACAUUUUCUACAUAGUAGCUAUAUAGAUAUUUCAGUGAAUUAUGUUUUAAAUUUGCAGCUUCAAAAAGAUAGUCCUUAUCUGGACCACCUGGAGAUGCUCAGGAUAUAAUUAGAUCCAAUAAGUUGUUCCAAGCUCAGAUUUCAUGGCUCUUACUUUCUUGGGUUCAUAUACCAAUAAUUUAGGAACUUUCACCGCUGUAAGUAAACCAAUUUUUACUGUCUGUGCAACCUUUUUGACUACUGUAUGGAAAAGCACAUGAACCUGACCCUUGGAGAGUUUGUAAGUAAACCAUUUUUAACUUAACCAAAUGUGUGUCUUUUCUAUGCUAGGGGAAGAGGGAAGUUUUGAAACUCACAAGGAC